AUGCUUGUUGGUGUCAGUGUCGUGGGGGUUCUCAGCUUCUCCCCCAGCUCUGCCCAGGCUGGCUCCCAGCUCGUCCGAGUGACCCUCCAGGGCCAGCAGGACCCGCUGAGGAAUCAGACAGCCGUGGUGGACAAGGCCAGGAGCACCAUCACCUACUACAUCACCUCACAGAGCAACCUGAGCGCCGUGGUGCUGUACGACAGCAGGAACGGCUACGUGUGCUACAAGCCACUGGAGCAGCGAGCCUGCUACCUGAGGAGGAUGGACCCCUGGGACCUGCAGACCCUGCAGAUGGCUCUCAACACCUCUGAGCACAGCGCUGAGCAGCUGCUACACCCCAACAACCAGACCAAGUUCUACCAGGAGUUCCUGGGCAUUGUGGCAGGGGAGCAGCUGGAGCCCAGGGGCCUGGGGGAGGCUGUGCAGACCCUGUGUGAGCACACCUCCAUCUUCUGGGUGCGCCGAGGGCACGGGCCGGGCAGGCAGCGCCUCAUCUACCUGUGCAUUGACAUCUGCUUCCCCAGCAACAUCUGUGUCUCCAUCUGCUUCUAUUACCUGCCCGAGUAAGUGCUGCAGCCACGGCCGCCCUCUCUGCCCUCACACUUGAACUGGAUUCCUGAAAAGCCUCUGACUUCCAUGAGGAAGGGAACACCUGCAACAUCCCCAGAGCUUCCUGCUGAUUCCAUGCUGCGGUUCAGGAGAGUUUAGAGAAACAGGAUCAGGAGAGUUUAGAGAAACAGGAGGCCUCUGCUCAGCACUGUCAGCACAGACACCGCAGCUCUGCUCCAGGGCUGUGCCUCAUCCGUAGGAAUUAGGAGACCCAGGCCCAGAGGAAUCCCAGGAAGCAGCUGGAGUUUUGGGGCUCCAGGCUCUGUUCAACACAAGGUGGUUGUUGUUACAUCUGGGGGGUGGUUGGCUUUAGGAGAGCAGCUCUCCAAGUCACUGUG
Molecule: messenger RNA, 947 nt
Organism: Vidua chalybeata
Lineage: Eukaryota; Metazoa; Chordata; Aves; Passeriformes; Viduidae
Gene: BRICD5
Product: BRICHOS domain containing 5
Exons: 6
Coding region: 1-567 (188 amino acids)
Biological process (GO): regulation of cell population proliferation
Source: RefSeq, a predicted model, not a curated record